Molecule: messenger RNA, 1524 nt
Organism: Penicillium arizonense
Lineage: Eukaryota; Fungi; Ascomycota; Eurotiomycetes; Eurotiales; Aspergillaceae
Product: arrestin (or S-antigen), N-terminal domain protein
Exons: 2
Coding region: 1-1524 (507 amino acids)
Source: RefSeq, a predicted model, not a curated record
AUGUCGGCUACGUCGAUUAUCAGCUCGGGCUCAGAGACCCUGGAUGCGUGGACUCGUCGCUCGCCGCCCAAAAUCCGAAUUGACCUGUCGGGCCAAAAGCCUGGUUUGGUCAAUUCAUACACGACUGCGGAAAGCAUUGAUGGCACUGCUACCAUCACUGUUGAACAAGACACGCGUUUUGAUAGCAUCGAAAUUGUCUUUGAAGGCACGUCACGAACAAUAGUAGAGCGUGCAUCAUGCCCUGGCCGUACAGGAUCGCAACAGGUGUUCCUCAAGUUGCGCCAACCAAUUGAUGAGACGGAAUAUCCCGCCCCUCGUGUGCUAGAGGCCGGUCGUUCAUACCAAUAUCCCUUCACCUUCGUCGUCCCAGACUACUUGCUACCACAGGUCUGCACGCACGCCAAGAACAAUGCCCACAUUGAACGAUCCCACACCCUGCUCCCACCGACCUUGGGAGAUCCCAUGCUCGCCAGCAAUGGCAAGACACUACUGGAUGACAUGGCACCAGACAUGGCACAGAUUGCUUACAUCAUUCGCGUAUCCGUGCUGAAGAAGCAACAGAAUGGAAACGCACUCAAGUCUCUCGGCGCCGUGGCCAAGAAGAUCCGUGUCAUCCCAACUGUCGACGAGGAGCCUCCCGUAGAGAUUCCCCCAAACUCCUCCCUAUGCACGCGCAAAGAGAAGAGCGUGAAGCGGGGGACCCUGCGGGGCAAGCUUGGCCGGCUUGUCGCUGCGUCAUCUCAGCCCAAGCCUAUCCAAUUGCUUCCUCCAAGCUGCGAGCCGAAGGAUACUGUCAGCACCGUGGCCACCGUGAACCUGCGCUUCGAUCCUAUUGCAGAUGAGAAGCCACCCCGCCUGGGUUCGAUGACAAGCAAACUCCGCGCAAACACCUUUUUCAGCUCUUCCCCAUGGGAAGAUUUCCCCAGCUCGACUGGCAUGCCCUUUGCUCAAAUCGGCCGCGGUCUCUACACCGAGAACGUGCAUCUCUCCACCAUGUGCGUGGCAUCAGCACAGUGGACCAAACAAUCAACAAACGAUUCCCUCCGCCGUGACUCCACAGACUCAUCCUCUUCAGCAGGCUCAGUCGAUUCAACCGGCCCAUCCUCUGAAUUCGCCGGAAACACCUAUUACACUGCAUCAGUCGUCAUCCCAAUCACCCUCCCCAAAUCCAAAGCUUUCGUCCCAACCUUCCACACUUGUCUAAUGUCCCGCACCUACGCCCUGGACCUCUCACUAUCCUAUCACACUCCCGCGGCAAACGUCAUCACACCCACCAUCUCCCUGAGCAUCCCUGUCCAAUUCACCAGCCAAACAAAAUAUGCCGAGUCUUUCAAAUCUUCUCUCGGUGUGACUGUCACACAGGAAGAGCUGGAUGAAUUCUUCCACCCUCGCAACGUCACCUCUCCUGUCAACUUCACUGAUAGCCCUGCCAGAGAUGUCGUUGUUGAUGUGGAUCUCGCCCCACCCGAGUAUUCGGAGAGAAUUGGUGCUCGGGCGUCGCGGACUGUGCGAGCUGCUAAUUAA